This is a messenger RNA of Siniperca chuatsi (mandarin fish), 2060 nucleotides long. RefSeq names its product asparagine synthetase domain containing 1 (gene asnsd1). The coding region runs from base 1 to 1845 and encodes 614 amino acids. The transcript is spliced from 3 exons. NCBI's taxonomy places the organism in Eukaryota, Metazoa, Chordata, Actinopteri, Centrarchiformes, Sinipercidae. Gene Ontology annotation, molecular function: asparagine synthase (glutamine-hydrolyzing) activity. The record is from RefSeq and is a predicted model, not a curated record.
AUGUGUGGCAUCUUUUGUAUGUUGAGUCUGUCACCCACUCAGUUUGAGUGGGACAAAACAGUUAAUGAACAUUUAAAGAGAAGGGGGCCCAACUGGAGCCAGGAUCUUACAGUCAGAGGCGCAAGUCCCUGCUAUCAGUGUUUAUUCUCUGCCCACGUUCUUCACAUGAGAGGUCUUCUUACCCCUCAGCCAGUUCAAGACCACACUGGAAAUGUCCUGGUGUGGAACGGAGAGAUUUUUGGAGGUCUCCCAGUGAUGCCAGAGGAAAAUGACACUGCUGUUGUCUCUCAGCAGCUAUCAUCCUGCAACAGCCCUUCAGAGAUUCUGUCUGUCCUGUCCACCGUACGGGGACCGUGGGGGUUUGUUUACUACCAAAAGGCUGGAGACUACCUCUGGUUUGGCAGAGACUUAUUUGGUAGGCGGAGUUUGCUGUGGAAAUUUGAUGCGGAGGUCAACGCCUUGACCCUGACUUCUGUGGCAGCCCACAGUUCUGGACCUGAUCAGUCUGCUUGGCAAGAAGUCCCAGCAGUUGGUGUAUACAGGAUUGACCUGAAGGCAGUUUCAGAAGCUGGCUCUGUGAUGUUUGAGGUUUAUCCUUGGGCUAAUGGAGGAAAUGAUCUUGUCUCGAGCUGCAGUGAAACUAUAUUGGAGUCUGUCCCGAGCGGCUGCACUGCUGUGAUGAACCCUUCAGGCCUCGUACUCAGGUCACCCGUGUGCCCUCUUAAUACAUCCAUCCCGAAGUCAUUACAAGAGAAAGAAAUUCAUCCAAACUCACAUUCGUCUGUUAAGGAUCUGGAGCAGCUGCUUGCAAGCAAAGGGAAAAACGACGAGGUGAACCGUCUUAUUGAUGUUCUCAGUGAGGCAGUAAGGCGACGUGUUCAGUCUCUGCCUUUCAGGGUGCAAGACAGUUCCCCUCCUACUAAUGACCACGCUAGUGUCGCUAUACUUUUUUCAGGAGGUAUCGAUUCAAUGAUCCUGGCUGCCUUAGCUGACCGUCACAUACCUGCUCAUCAACCAAUAGACCUUCUCAAUGUAGCGUUUAAACUACAGGAGCCGAAGGAGCAGAAAGAGUCUGCAAAGAAACUCAAAAAGCACAAAAAUAAGCCCACAGAUUCUAAGACUGAUGGAGCUGAUUCCCAAACAUCCAGCCCCUUUGAUGUUCCGGACAGAAUUACUGGAAAGGCCGGUCUCAAGGAAUUACAAGACUUGAAUCCUGAAAGAAGAUGGAAUUUUGUUGAAAUCAACGUAGCGCAGGAGGAGCUGCAGAAAAUGCGCCAGGAGCGCAUUUGUCAGCUGGUGCAGCCGCUGGAUACGGUGCUUGAUGACAGCAUUGGAUGUGCUGUGUGGUUCGCAGCAAGAGGGACGGGGUUCAUCACAGAGGACAGUGACCAGAGGCUCUUCACGUCGUCAGCAAAGGUCAUUUUGACAGGAAUUGGAGCAGAUGAGCAGCUAGCAGGUUACUCAAGACACAGAGUCCGAUUUAUGAAGUCUGGUCACGAGGGACUGAUCCAGGAGCUGGCCAUGGAGCUGGGCAGGAUCCCUUCCAGGAAUUUGGGCAGAGAUGACAGAGUGAUAGCGGACCAUGGAAAAGAGGCUAGAUUUCCCUACUUGGACGAGGACGUGGUGAGCUACUUGAAUUCUCUGCCCGUGUGGGAGAAGGCAGAUCUGUCACUUCCUCGAGGUGUCGGGGAGAAACUCCUCCUGAGACUGACAGCGAAGCAGCUGGGCCUCGGCCAAUCAGCCGUCCUGCCCAAGAGAGCCAUGCAGUUUGGCUCCCGCAUCGCAAAGAUGGAGGACAAACAUGAAAAGGCCUCCGACAAAUGCACAAGACUCCUCACUGGGUAGACAAAUCGUUGGUUGCAAUGGAAAGAAUAUAAAAAUCAUUUUAAUAGAAAAUAUUCAUUAUAAAAUUACAUACAAAUAUUUGAAUGCAUAUUUACAGUUAGAAUUCUUGAUUUAAUGCGACAGAUUGUUUAAGCAGGCCAAGAUUUCAAUUUUUUUUUCCUUUUUUGGGUAAUUUUUUAACAUGGCAUAAUAAAUGGAAUUUCCUGUUUCCUCUA